Acanthoscelides obtectus is the source of this 952-nucleotide messenger RNA. The record is from the annotation of a GenBank genome assembly. NCBI's taxonomy places the organism in Eukaryota, Metazoa, Arthropoda, Insecta, Coleoptera, Chrysomelidae.
AUGAGCUUGGGCGAUCCUGACUUUGAGUUAGUCAACAAAUAAGAAGAAACUUGAGUAUUAUAAUAAAUAGUCUUACUGAUUAAAGUGUAUUUAUAAGUUAUAAUAAGUUUUAUUUUCGUGGACUUCAUAAGUUACAGGUGGCUUCUGACGCUGCAUCAUUUCUGAUUUCGUUUUAUAAUACUCUUGUUGUAAAAUACUUGUUUGGUACUGCUGUAAUAGCACUAGACGUUGCAGUUCUUUUGUAGUUAACCCUUUCGUUUCCUCAGUUUCGUAUUUCUCUGUUGCUAAUUUUCUUUUUGGUGGCAAUGUCUUCUGAAUUGCUGGCGCUGUAAUACUGUUUGCUCCCUGCGCUCGGUAUAUAGUUCACUUCCUUCUUCUUGAACACUACCAACCUGAACGGCAUCUCUAAUUUUCCCAAUUGUAGGAUUACUGUCUCCUUCCAUAGCUUUCAGCAACUUUCUUUCCCAAUCUAACAAUUUAAUUGCUUUAAUACCAGUUGUUUUAGAUCUGAUUCUUUCUUCAAUCAAUGAUUUCAUGUUGUUGAUUUUUUUUAACAAGCCUUUAGUAUCUAAUGGUUUACCGAAUGUUGAUUCGUAUUUUUUCAACAUCUUCUUCAAGGCAUCGUCCUUUCUCAUUUUUAUUUUUGGAACUUGCGACUUUUGCAAAAUAAUGGGAGAAAUGGCAAUUUCAUCUGUGGUGAACUGCAGGUCGUUGCCAUUAUUUUCUAUUGUUUCCUCAUCAUUUGAGGAUGACAUGCUUAUUAAUUUGAUAAAAAACUGUAUCCAUCAACCUUUUACUUCUUCUUGGAGGAUAUCCUCGCGAGUAUAAGGUAAUCAUUAUGAAUAUGAAAACAAUGAUAUGCUUAUACUUCUACCUUUUCUCCGAAGCAAGACCUUAUACUUUUACCUUAUGGUUCCGAGGAUAUGCUUCUCUUUUAUGAAUACAGCUCAAU